Kluyveromyces lactis is the source of this 1413-nucleotide messenger RNA. RefSeq names its product Tms1p (gene TMS1). The transcript has a single exon. Bases 1 to 1413 code for a protein of 470 amino acids. Gene Ontology annotation, cellular component: membrane. The record is from RefSeq and is a predicted model, not a curated record. NCBI's taxonomy places the organism in Eukaryota, Fungi, Ascomycota, Saccharomycetes, Saccharomycetales, Saccharomycetaceae.
AUGGGACUUAUUAUAUCUUUACCAGUUCAGAUGGCAGCUACUUGCUUCUCUUCGAUGUUGGGGUCUUGCUGCUCAUCAUCUUUAUCCUCUUUAGGGACACUUACUUCUUCUUCCUUAAUGACUCGUAUCACAUAUGCGUUAUGGUUGCUCGUUAAUUCUGUUAUAUCAUGGGUAUCGAUGUCCACGAAUAAAUCUAUAUUAUGGCCUGAUAAGUCAUGCACAAGCACAGGGGAGUGUGGGUUCUUUACCGUUCAUAGGUUGAAUUUUGCGUUGGGAAUGAUGCAUAUCAUUUUGGCAUUUAUCAUGAUAAAUAUAAAGUCUACUGCGGAUGCAAGAGCAAAGUUACAGAACGGAGCAUGGAGUUUCAAGUUCAUUUUUUAUUUAUUACUCAUUCUAUUUGCUUAUUGGAUCCCAAAUGAAUUCUACAUCUGGUUUUCCAAAUGGGUCAGUGUACCCAGUGGAUUCGUGUUUAUCUUGAUCGGGCUUGUGCUAUUAGUUGACUUCGCCCAUGAAUGGGCAGAGACCUGUAUACAGAAUGUGGAACUAGAAGAUGAAAGAUCCAGCUUAUGGCGAAAAUUAUUGAUCGGUAGCACCAGUUUAAUGUACAUCGGAAGUGCUGUCAUGAUGGUUGUGAUGUUCACUUUAUUCUGUCACGACGGAUGUGAUAUGAACAGAUCAAGUGCAACUAUAAACGUCGCAUUAUCUGUUAUCGUGUCACUAGCCUCGAUACAUCCAAGGGUACAAGAGUUCAAUCCAAAAUGUGGACUUGCGCAAAGUUCUAUGGUAUCAGUAUAUUGCACUUACUUAACAAUGAGUGCUAUGGCAAGUGAACCAGACGAUAAAUUUUGCAAUCCAUUAGUUCGUACAAGUAACACCAGAAAGUUCAGUACCGUUCUAGGUGCACUGUUCACUUUUAUCGCAAUCGCAUAUACGACAACCAGAGCUGCAGCAAACAACGCACUAAGAGGUAGUAGCGGAGCGAUUUCUUUAUACGAUGAUGAUGUUGAAUACUCCGGGAUAGGAGAGACACGUAAUCAACUGAGGUUGCAAGCGAUCAAACAAGCAGUUGAGGAGGGUGCUUUGCCCCAAUCCGCCUUGCUUGAUUAUGAAGCUGAGCAGCAAAGAAUGCAUGUCAAUGAUUCUGGUAGGGAAGAUGGUGAUGAUGAUGAAUUCAAUGUAACAAAAUACAAUUACUCGUUGUUUCAUUUCAUUUUCUUUUUAGCUACGCAAUGGAUUGUGAUCCUAUUGACUAUAAAUGUUACACAAGAUGAUGUUGGAGAUUUUAUUCCUGUUGGCAGGACAUACUUUUAUUCAUGGGUUAAAAUCAUAAGUGCUUGGAUUUGUUAUGGUUUAUACGGCUGGACCUUAUUCGCACCCAUUGUCAUGCCAGAAAGAUUUGAAUAUGACUAUUAG